GAGAACUGGAUUGGCUGUGAUGUGACAGGCGGCGAUGAUGCUAAUUCGUUUGUUGUGAUAAAGUGAGGAAAUGCCAGUAGGCAGCAGCAGUGACCUGAAGAAAUUUAUAGUUCAGCCAGCCUGAGCGUGAUGGCUCCACCAUGUAAGCGGGCGCCCCGCAGGGAGGAGUUUGUGCUAGAGUUAGCCUGUGAGUGGGGUUCAUGCCAUGAAACAUUCUGUGGAAUGCAGGAGUUCUGUCAGCAUGUGGAAGACCAUUACAGAGCCAUCGACACGGAUAGCGAGGAGCCAGAUCUACCAGAGGAGGUGCAAAGCUGCCUGUGGCGCGACUGUGGCUUCUGCUCAGUGCAGUAUGAUGGAGAGUUGCUGAGACACAUGCUUUUCCACAGCUACCACACCAAGCUAAAACAAUGGGGCUCAGCCAUGCUGAAGGCUAAUCCAGGUAUGGGUGUCUGCUUACUUGGUCUUCAGAACCGUAACAUUGUGCCUGAGGUUCAGGAGAGCUUCAUCUGCUUGUGGGAGCACUGUGAGAUGAACAUGGAUAAUCCAGAGUGGUUCUACAGACAUGUGGAGAUGCAUGCACAUUGUCUGGAGGUCAAUAAUGAGAACAUAAUGUACUGUGGCUGGAAAGAUUGCGAGGCAUCCUUUAAUGGCCGGUUCAAGUUACGGGAGCACAUGCGAAGUCACACCCAAGAGAAGCUGGUGGCGUGUCCAUCUUGUGGCGGGAUGUUUGCCAACAACACCAAAUUCUUUGACCAUAUCCGACGACAGACUUCUAUAGAGGGUCAAAGGUUUCAGUGCUCUCACUGCUCGAAGCGCUUCGCCACAGAAAGGCUUUUAAGAGACCACAUGAGGAAUCACGUUAACCAUUAUAAGUGUCCACUGUGUGACAUGACGUGUCCCUCACCGUCCUCACUAAGAAACCACAUCAAGUUCCGCCACAGCAGUGAGAAACCCUACAGCUGUGACUACUGUGAAUACAGUUGUAAGAACCUGAUAGACUUGCGGAAACAUCUGGAAACGCACAGCAGUGAGCCAUCCUAUCGCUGUGACUUUGCUGACUGCGAUUACUUCACUCGUUCCUUUCACUCGCUCAAAAACCACUACAGACGUGUGCACGAGGGAGACGACACUCCUCGCUAUAAGUGCCACGUCUGUGAGCAGUGCUUCACCAGAGGGAAUACUCUCACUGCUCACCUACGCAAGAAACACCAGUUUAAAUGGCCCUCAGGACAUCCCAGAUUCAGGUAUAAGGAGCACGAGGACGGCUUCAUGCGGCUGCAGCUAAUCCGCUACGAGAGCGUAGAGUUGACGGAGCAGCUAAUGCGGGAGCGGCAAGGAGAAGCGGACAGUGCCGAGUCUGUUCCCCAGACACCGUGCCACCAGUCUGGGGAGGAGUCAGAGGACCGUGGACUUUCUGUUAACACAGAUGGAACAUUUACAGAAUCGAACUCGAAGGGGGGCGAGCGAGAUGAAAAUGGGCUGCUUGUCCUUAGAAGCAGAGCAUCCUCACAUGAUUUGAGGGAGGAAUCAGUGAUGCAGCAACUGCAGGAUACAGCCCAGCAGCUGGGCAUGGAGGUGGUCUAAUGCCUGUUGCACAUGAGUCAUUUUAGGGAGGUGCCCAAUCUUUCCUGUAUUGAAGACCUGGCACAUCGUAUGCACUUCUGUAGUGUGCACUGCUCACUGAGCCAGUUCUCCCAGUCACAGAUCAGUCAUUUACGGUGCAGUUUCUUCAGCAUGUCUGAAAUUAGCAACCGUCAGUUAUGUAGUGUGCCGUGUUCAUCCCAAACUCAAUUCAUCAGACUGCACACAAAGUAAAGGGGAGCUUUUUUGUCCCAAAUAGUACAACAUCUUAUAAAUAGUGUGUUAAAUUAUGGUCUCGAUGGAUCUGGUGUCACAUGGAAACACUGGACACAAGCCAGGGAAACACCCUUACCAUGACAGCUGCCCAUUGCAGGACAACACUUACUAACAUAAAGAGAGAGCAGCUAGUCUACCUUCUACAAGUUAUUUGAUGGUGGGAUUGUUUUACACACAAUAACUAAAGGCAAGAAUCAAACCCACGUUCCUUAGACCCAUGUUGCUGUGCAGCAUCUACUUUACCAGCCAAUGUGUUGCUCCACUUGUUGUAAAGUUGUAAAGUAAAUUAAGAUUUUAUAUUUGGACGUUUUUAUUCAAAUGAACUCGCAAUUAAUGGUACAUUCCAAGAAACAGUGCGUUAAGCAGUAGCAGUUUCCUGGUGGUUCAGUACCUUAACCGAUGCCCACCAGUGAAUAUUUUGAGAACAUUUGAGAACUAAAUGAACAUGUGUACUUUAUUUAGUGUAGUUUAAGACACAGGCCUUUAGCCAAAGCACCACUGAAUAAAUUCACACACCCAAUAAAACACUCCAUACACCUUUUAGUUUUCGAGUUGACAUAUUCUGUUAAGUGUUUUUUUACUCAUGCUUUCACAGUGCAGCUUUAAUCUUGCACUGUAUUGUGCAUUUUAGUUCUUUUGCUUCACUUGUAUUUGUUUCAGCAAAAGAGGAUAGUCUAACCAUGUACAUAGCUGCCUGGUUGUGCAUCGCUAAACAUUUGCAGGACAAGUCAUGCAGUGUGCGCUGUCAAGCAAUUUAAAGUAUUUUGCUUUGUGUAGUGUGCACUAGGUUUGACCAUGCCCCAUAGCUUUACAUUCCAUCCUGUAGUUUGCACAAAAGGUAAACAUUGAUUACAUUGAUUAAAAUGAAACGUAUGGGCACAGGUACUCGGGUAUGUGCUUGUGUCUGUUUUUAUGCACUAUUGUGACAAAGGGAUGAUAAUGAUGUGGACGUGUCUUACAUUGUGUUUGUGUCCGACUUGUUAGAAAGUGUUAAACUUUUUAAAGGUUGCUUUUUAAUUCAGUUUUGUGGGUACAGCAAUGACUGAGAAUGAACAAAUUGUUUUGUAGGCUUGAUAAUUACACUGUACAGUUUUCUGAUGGUUGUUUGUAAGGCAUGAUAACUGGAGAUGCUACUGAUAAACGUUUAUA
Trichomycterus rosablanca is the source of this 3006-nucleotide messenger RNA. It is a transcript of the gene hinfp, whose product is annotated as histone H4 transcription factor. NCBI's taxonomy places the organism in Eukaryota, Metazoa, Chordata, Actinopteri, Siluriformes, Trichomycteridae. The transcript has 10 exons. The record is from RefSeq and is a predicted model, not a curated record. Bases 130 to 1584 code for a protein of 484 amino acids.